Molecule: messenger RNA, 330 nt
Organism: Penicillium bovifimosum
Lineage: Eukaryota; Fungi; Ascomycota; Eurotiomycetes; Eurotiales; Aspergillaceae
Exons: 2
Coding region: 1-330 (109 amino acids)
Source: RefSeq, a predicted model, not a curated record
AUGUCCCCAACAAUCGAGACCUUCACAUCCGUCCUCCUAUUCCUCCUACUAGGCCUAACAACCAUGAUAAUCAUCAUGAUAAUCAUGGUCCUUGUCAAAGAGUGGACAGAGUACAAAGCUAUGCAGUUUUGGCCGAAACUGCGUAGUACUCGCACUCUAGAUCUGGAAUCGGGCAUGUUCCUUCUACGGGACAUAACGGAACUGACAUGGCGCGUGGAUCAGUUGGAAGAUCAUAUCUCCUCCAGGAUACAGCUUAACGGAUCCGCACUGCCCACUGUCCGUGCUCAGUUCCACCAGUCCAGACGCAAGUCACAAGGGCCGCACGGCUGA